Molecule: messenger RNA, 2380 nt
Organism: Haliotis rufescens (red abalone)
Lineage: Eukaryota; Metazoa; Mollusca; Gastropoda; Lepetellida; Haliotidae
Exons: 3
Coding region: 174-1007 (277 amino acids)
Source: RefSeq, a predicted model, not a curated record
GUUGAGCAUUAUCAUAAAGCACAACCCGACAGUCAUCUUUGUCUGUGUUCCUAUCGUCUACACUGGAUAACAUUAACUAGCCACGAUUUCAGCACAUUCUUCAUAAUUUUCCUUACUCAACAAAACGGAUUUCCUAGUUUACAGUGUCCCCCGUGACCGUUGUCCACUGUAAGAUGGGUGCCUGUUGUACAAAGAAGCGGACCCUGGACCUGACCCGCCUGGACCUGACUCAGGUGUUCUCGGACUACAUCUGGAACAAGCUGUACCCGGAGGAUGUGGGGAAACUCAAGGCCAUGAUGACACGGAGGAACAAGUGCAAGGUGGAAAUCAGAUGGGAAUACCUUCAGAAGGCCAGCUCCACUGAGUGGCACGACCGAGCUCAGGACAUCGACAAAGAACCCGAGGAGCCAGUCUGCAUGCACUUCGCUCAUUACGAGAACAACACAGGCGAAGAACAGAAGUUCAGUUUCGGCGCUGAGCGGGAAACUGUGUCGUCUGCUACCUUUGAGUUCAUGGAGAGCUACACUAUGGGAAAAGAGGCAAGCAUUGAAAUUGGGAUCCCGGAUUAUUUGAAAAUCGGCGCUGGCGUCCACGAAGAGGUCACAAUGGAGAAAAGCAACAGCAAAACGUUCGAAACUCGACUCCAGUGGAGUAUCAAUUCCGACAUCAGUGUCAACAUAGGGCAGAAAACCAAGGCCGAGAUGAAGAUUGUGGAAAAGAAAACUCUUUCGGACUUUACCGUCGUCAACAAAAUGAGUUACAACGAGAACAAGGAGACCAACAGACGGCGUCUGCCAUACGUUAUCAAAGAUAAGGAUGAUAACAUUCUCUCUGUUGGGAGCAUUUUAAACCUCGAGGCACCAUUCCGGGGUCGUCUGCCGGAGAAGUGCGAGAUGGUUACAUUCGAAGAUGGCGGACGGAGUAUGGUCAUCCGAGUUUCUGGCACGUGCAAAAGCAUCACGUGGCAGGAGCAGCACGUGAAGGUCGAGUCUGAGAAACUACCCUAGAACAAAACGUUUGUUCACGUUGUCAAGAUGGCUUCGUAACGCAUGGAACGUCUCCGAAAUAGGAAGAACAUCUGCACAAAUUCAAAUAUUCGGUACAGACUCAACGUAAUCAAAUUGUGCCAUAUUAAAUUACCAUGGAAAAGAUCGGCUGUUGACGUUGCCAAACUGUUUACGUAACAUAUUUAACUCCUUUAAAUUUGCAACGUCUCGAAAAUAGGAAGAACGUCUACACAAAUUCAAAUACUUGGUACCGACUCAACGUAAUCAAAUUGUGCCAUAUUAAAUGUAUUGGCGGAUGUCCAAGCCCAUGCACAUUUGGAAUGAAGAGCCAUAAGGGAAUGGCAUGGCGAUAACUAUACUCUUAGUCCAUAUACAAGGUCAAGAAUACCCCCACCGUAUACGUAGUACUACUGGGUUUGGUUCAUGUAACAAUGUAACUAAUCAGAUAGAUCGAAUAGCCCUUUUAAUAUACCCUAGACGCCAGUUUCCAAGUCAAAAUGUAAGGGGAGAUAAUAGAAGGUUCAUGCGUAGGGUGGUAAGGAUCGUGUUUAACUCCAGCAAUGAUUUGUAUAUAUUUAGGGAAUUGCGUACGAUAUUCGUUGCCCAUCUUGAAGAGUGCUUUUAAUAACUGAUCAAUACAAUGUCUUUCAUCUCUAUGAGAGAGCACUGCAUAUGGAAUACAAUAUAUGCAUGGCAUUUAAUGUGUCCGUCAUAUGGUUGUAAUCAUGUAAGGAAAACAGAAAUACGUUCAGUUUGAUGAGGUAGACAUUUGUGUUGGAUUGGGCUUCACGUAACUUGGUGAUUUGGUAGAUCCGUUCUCAGACAGGUUGUUUUUAUGUAUUUCCGGGAUUAUUCUUGUGUUGUGACGUAACAGGGACAUUUCCCGGACAUUAAACCUAAGGACACGUCUUGAUCCAAGUCUGACACAAGUCACCACUUGACUUGAAAAGAGAAGUCACACCAACAUUCGUGAUUCGUGCUAUUGGUGAUGAUGACAGGUUACAGAAGUCCCCGAGUGUUGCAGGAUUGGGCCAAAGGACAUGAAUGUAGAGACGAGCACCCAGUUAUCAGAAUGCUCAGCGCAUCCCUAACGACAAUAGGAACAAACAUCGGUGUAAUGAUCAUUGUUUUUAUCUGGACCUUACAGCACAUUCCCAUACACAGGGGUGGACUUCUAUACUUACUUGAUAUGAGCGCCUGUAACUGCUGUCGAGACGUGCUUUAUUUAAUUCGCUGCUAGUGCGCAUGUAUGUACUCAAAAUAAAUCAUGUGUGAUAUUGUACAUGCUGAUUUUUUGUAAAUAUAUCACUUUGUUUUAUAACAUGUCUAUAUUUCAUCAUGAAAGCUUUUGAAAUAAAUUUGUGAAGAUUUGU